This is a messenger RNA of Heterocephalus glaber (naked mole-rat), 667 nucleotides long. RefSeq names its product C-X9-C motif containing 1 (gene Cmc1). Gene Ontology annotation, cellular component: mitochondrion. NCBI's taxonomy places the organism in Eukaryota, Metazoa, Chordata, Mammalia, Rodentia, Bathyergidae. The record is from RefSeq and is a predicted model, not a curated record.
AGCUGAGCGCAGGCGCAACGGGAAGCGGAAGUAGGAACUGGGAAAGGAAGAAGGAAAAGGUUUGCCUUGUCUCUCCGAGGGAGCCGCGGUCCUCCUCAUCCCGCGGGAAGAGGCGGGUGCUCGCUCUCGCCAGGCUCCUCCCCGCCCCGCCCCUGCCCUGGAGCCGCACCGCGGCUGCCUUCUCUGCCAGCCGAGAUGGCGUUCGACCCCGCAGAUCAGCAUCUUAGACAUGUUGAAAAAGAUGUUUUGAUCCCUAAAAUAAUGAGAGAAAAGGCCAGAGACAGGUGUUCUGUACAAGUUCAAGAUUUUACCAAAUGUUGCAAAGAUUCUGGAAUUCUGAUGGUAGUAAAAUGCCGGAAAGAAAAUUCUGCAUUGAAAGAAUGUCUAACUGCUUACUAUAAUGAUCCAGCCUUUUAUGAAGAAUGCAAAAUGGAAUACCUGAAGGAAAGGGAAGAAUUCAGAAGAACUGGAAUUCCUAGCAAGAAAAGGCUACAGAAGCUUCCCACAAGCACGUAGGCAUAAUACUCAAAUGACAGUCAAGAACUCAUAUCAUACAGUAAUUAUCUGUGGUAUAAAUCAUGUGAAAUAAUGGAUUCAAGAUGAAAAUGUUUCCUUUAUCCUAAUUAAAAUAUUAAUUUUAUAUGAAAUAAAGAUUUUUAUUGCAAAA